Messenger RNA from Geosmithia morbida, 2604 nucleotides. Its product is annotated as la-related protein 1. Gene Ontology annotation, cellular component: cytosol; cytoplasmic stress granule. The record is from RefSeq and is a predicted model, not a curated record. Gene Ontology annotation, molecular function: RNA binding. The coding region runs from base 1 to 2604 and encodes 867 amino acids. NCBI's taxonomy places the organism in Eukaryota, Fungi, Ascomycota, Sordariomycetes, Hypocreales, Bionectriaceae. Gene Ontology annotation, biological process: positive regulation of translation. The transcript has a single exon.
AUGGCCGCCGCUUCCUCCUUCUCCUACGCCCAGGCCGCCAAGGGUCAGGGUGGCCCGACAGCGCAUCCGACAUCUCCCUCUACCCAACCCGCCGACCAGGCCGUGGCUGCUCCCAUCGAAGAGCUCCAGCCCACCAAACAGAACGAGUCGCCCGACGUCCCCGUCGAGGCCACCCCCAAGGCCGCGUCGAGCCCGGCCGAGCCCACAAACCAGGAGGCUGCUCCUGCUGCCACUGCUGGUGCCACUGCCGAAGGUGUCGCCGUUGACGUCACCGAGACCACCGUUGCCCCUGCUACCGACGCCAAGAUGGAGACGGUCCAGUCAAGGCGGUCUGAUCCCAAGAAGGAUGAAGACGCCGCCAGGUUAGAUCGCCCGUGGCGUCGGAAUGAUAAGAGCACCAGGUCGUCGAGCGCCGCCACGCGGUCGGUCGACGAGCACGACUCGAGGAGACCCCGGAAGGGCAAGAAGGCGAAAUCCUCAGAUGCCGCCGGUGCCGACAGUGCAUCCUCGGUCGCCGACCAGGAGCAGAAGGAGGAGCCCGAGGCUCCCAAGGUUGAGCUAUCCGAGGCUCCCCUCCCUACCGUCAACAUCUGGCAGCAGCGCAAACAGGCCCAGCAGGCCAAGGCCAAGCCCGAGCCCGCCACCAACGGCGUCUCGGCCGCUGGAGCUGCCGAUGCUCACCACAAGCCCGCCCACGUGAACGGCGGUGGCUCCGGUCCCAAGGGCCAGUCCAAGUCGAGCGACAAGCCCGAGCGGAACGGUAGCCGCGGUAACCGGGCUCCCGGCCGCGGAAAGGAGAACAGGCCCGAAGCACCUCCCCUCGUCGAAGAUGCCUCGUCCUGGCCCACGCCUGAGACGGCCAUCCAGGAGGACAAGAAGAAGGCCACCACCCCCACCACCGCUGCAACCACCCCGGCCACCAACGCUGCCACGGCCACAGCGUCGUCGGACAAGCCUGCCUCCGAGGACGGCGCGCAGGCUAAGCCUCGCCAGAAGAAGGAGUGGGUCGCGUACGACUACGUUCCCACCGUCAGCUUCGAGACCCAGCUACCGCAGAUGCGUGGCUCCAAGCCGCGAGGUGGCGCCAAGGGUGGCGCCGGCUCCAGGUCGGCCGCCAACGCCGCCCAGAACAGCAACCACAACGGCGACAAGGCCGCCGCCGCCGCCGCUACGGGUGCUGCCGCCGCCGCCCCAAGUGCCGCCAACACCAACACCAGCGCCUCCAAGCCCGGCGGCGAAUCUCGGGACCGCACACGCGAGCCGUCCGGCCCCGCCGGCCGCAACACGUCGCUGCCCCCGACGAACAACAAGCGUGCGUCGAUAGACGUGGCCAACACCAAGGGCGAGCAUCAGAAGAAGCCCGACUACGCCACCAACAAGGCCAAGGACGCCGCCCCCGGCCAGCAAGUAAGACGUGCCCCCGUCGCGCGUCCGCCUCAUCACGAGCAAGACACGUUGACGCAGAACCAGCAGCCACCCCACCAGCAGCAGCACCCCGUCCGUGAGGGACGCCCCGAGCGUGCAAGCCGCGGAGCCUACCGCGGCCGUGGAGGAGGCCACAACGCCAUAAGCUCGCACGGCCAGCACCAGCACAGCACGUCAGCGACGGCGCCGCCAUUCCAAUCCAGCGGGAACAACCCGUCAAUUCCCAUCCGCGCCACCCCCGGCCCGUACAGCCCGCCCCCGAGGCAGGGUCACGGGCAGGGCUUCAUGCCUCCCUCGCAGCGCGGCGGCGGCCGCGGCGGCCGCGGUGGUGCCAACAACUACAACCGCAUGUCGCUGCCCAACGGCGGCGCGGCACGCAUGCCCCCGGUGCAGGCGCAGUUUGCGCCGUACGACUACUCGAUGCAGCAGCAGAUGCAGCAGCAGCAGCAGCAGAUACCCUUCCAGCAGCAGAACGUCUACUUUGACAGCAUGGUGGUGCCGAUGCUCCGCAGCCAGAUUGAGUACUACUUUUCGAUCGAGAACCUGUGCAAGGACCUGUACCUGCGCCAGCGCAUGGACUCUCAGGGUUUCGUUCCGCUCUUGUUCAUCGCCGCCUUUAAGCGGAUGCGCGACCUGAGCCCGGACCUGGGCCUGAUCCGCGCCGUAUGCGAGGAGUCUGGCGAGAUCGACUUUGUCGUGGCCGACGACGACGGCAGCGAGCGCCUCCGCCGUCGCGUCGGAUGGGACAAGUUUGUCCUGCCCAUGCACGAGCGCGACGACAUGGCCCGCAACGACGGACCCAGGCACAUCACCUGGAAGAGCAGGAGCUUCACGUACCAACCUGCCCAGCAGCAGCAGCAUCAGCAGCAGCAGUACGCCAACGGCAUGGUCGCCCCUCCCUCUCCCUACGGCAUGGCCUCGCCUCCGGCCUACCAGGGCGUCUACCCCGACGACCUCGCCGGCGGUCCCAACGGCUACGUCAACGGCUACGUCAACGGCCACGGUGGUCACGCUCACAUUGCCGCCGCACCUGCGACGGCAGCAGCGCCGGCAGCCUCGCAGCUCUCGGCCGCCGUGCCCGACUUCAACCCCUCCGGUGCUCUCUCCAGUACGAAUGGGCACGCUGCCACGAAUGGCGCCACCGCCGGGGACCGCCACACUGACGCGAUCGAGUCGUGA